GGGAGGUCUGUCCAUCCCCGACUCUUGCCCAGGGCCGCUCUGGCGUGCAGCCGAUAUGCUGGCCCCCAAGGGGGCCCGACGCCGGGACCAAAGACGCCCGGCGUGGGAAGGAAGGCCUGCGCCGCCCGGCGCUCGGCGGAGAGGUGCCCGGCGGCGCCGCCUGGCUGCACCCGGUCUCAUCGGCCAGGGCGAGGCCUACCCCGCGCUGCUCGCGUCGGCGCGCGCGCAGGCGCGGGCCGCGCGCGCGCGCGGGCUGCCGGUGCACUUCGUGGAGAGCGCGGUCUUCUCGCCGACCCUGCUGCGGCGGGUGGCCGACGAGAUCGAGGAGUGGGAGGUGGACGCCGCGUUCAGCGACGAGGUCGGGUGCCUGCCGAACUACCCGCUCUGCAGCCACGACCUGCGCGGCGACUGGGGGCGCCAGAGGCAGAGCGGGCUGAACUACCUGCUCUUUGACUGGCGGAUGCCGCCGGCCACGCAGUUCCUGCAGGGGCUGCUGCGCGCCAAGGGCUGGGUGAACUUCCUGGAGCAGGUGCGCGAGAGAAGGGCCCUCUGCGGCCUGGGGGCCAACGGCCCGACGGCUGACCAGACGACAGACAACGCCGCAAUCCCCAAGGGGCACAGGGCACCAUCCUGUGUAACAACGCUGCUGCUGCUGAUCAUUCCCAUCCUCACGAAGAAGAUGUCCAUCGAGCUGGACAGGAAUGGAGUCCCUCAGUAUGCAGGCCAGCCAGAGUAUUUCAAUGAAUACGAAGAGCGAGCCUGGGAUCUCUAUCAUGGCAGGACUGGCGAGAAGUCUAAGCAGGCCGCGACAGCGCUGCAUCUACGAUCAGGCCUUUCUGGUCCAGCCUACGAAGCAGUGCGCAAGCUCAAGCAUGAGGAGCUGAUAGCUACUGAUGAGUCUGGAGAAUCAAGGCAGGACGGGCUCACUCUUUUCCUCACGACGUUGAAGAAAGAAGUUCAAGAUAUAGCGCCCGUCCGAAGCACCGAGAUUUUCGACAAGGCUUUGUACGGAUCAUCGGUCUGGCGCGACCGCAACGAGUCCAUGGCCAACUACGUGACAAGGAGGCGAAAGGAGUUCGCAGAGUUGCAGGAGGUCAGCGCCACGACUACGAUCUCAGAGGAUAUCCAGGCCGCACUGAUCCUCAGAUUCUGCGGCAUCAGCAUGAAGGAGCAAGCCGCAGUCCUCGCCUCCAACAAGAACGAGUACAAGCUAGCCGGCAUCGAGUAUGCACUGCGGGCUCAGUACCCAGCGGUACAUCGACAUCAGGACCGACGCGCUGAUCGCCGAGAGCGAUCCGCCUACGCUUACGCCGCGUCGGAGCAAGACGAGAACCAGUCAGAGCUCGAUCACAUCUAUUACGAGGACGAGGACGAGGACGGCUACUACCAGGGCGAGGAGGACGACUACGAGCACGGCGAGGACGACGAGUUCGACAUCGAGAACUACGUCGCGGAGAACCUCGACGAGCUUGGCACCGAGGAGGCAGAGGCCCUCGCCCUCGUUCUGCAGAGCCGCAACAAGAUCUUCAACAAGAAGAAGCCGCCUAGGCGAGUGACUUCGAGCUUCCACGGUCGUGGCAAGGCCGGUGGAAGGGGAGGCCGCCGGGGAGGCGGCAAGGGAUUGACAACCAGGUCGCCCGCAGGGCGAGGAGGCAGCAGCAGUUCGAGUAGUGCUGUCCCUGGCUACGACGACCGACAGCGAGAUGCUCGCCGACAGCGCAUCGCCAACCUGAAGAAGCGGACCCAGUGCUCAGACUGCCACCAGUUCGGGCAUUGGCAGGGCGAUGACGUUUGCCCCCGUUGGUCGAGCCGGAAGCUUACAUCAGUGUCUCCAGCGAAGAAGCCCGCUCAGAACUACUUCACGCUCGAGGAGCACGGGGACAACGACGACGACGGCGAGCCGUCCGAGGUCUUCAUGGUUCUGAAGGGCGAGAUGGAGCACGUCUGCGAGCACGUGGCCGACGACGCCUGCGAGAAGCCGUGGAGCUACUUCAUGAAGGCCCUGAUGGGCACGAAGUGGGGCCGCUUCCUGUCCCGCAAGGAGUUCGCGAGGCGACGGACCACGUGCACCUACACCGGCGGCCGCAUCUGCGGCCAGUUCUGCGAGCGCAUCAUCAAGGUCGACUUGACCCAGGGCGACCCCGAGCCGAAGCCGGGGCCGGAGCUGGCCUUCCUGUACGGCAUCCCGCUUCACCAGAGCAUCGAGCUGGUGGAGUUCCCGGAUCUCGACGGCGUCGACCAGCUCAACCCGGUCCCGUACCCAGCGGAGGUCAUCAACUUCGGCACGCACAAGGGGCGAACCUUCCAGGAUGCGGCGUCCGACCCGGCACUCAUCUGGUACAACAAGUGGGCUCUGGACCAGGUCUUGGGCCCCGAGGCGGAGGAGAUCAACCUCCACUUGUACCGCUACGCGUAUUUCCUCUACGCUAUGGUGAAGAUCGCGCGUGGCAAGUUCAACGUUGCCCCGCAGCAGAUGAUCGACGGCGACAAGAGGAGGCUCCCCGCCGACAACGAUUGGAUGGAGGUCAACGCCGGCGGCUUCACCAUCCCGAUUCAGCCCAACAUCCAUCAGCCGGGCGUCAUCUCUACCUACGAGUGCUCGGUCAUGGCCGCCACUACCGGCAAUGCCUUCUCAGCGCGCGACAGCGACGCCGACGCCAUGCUCGCCAUCAUCGACACUGGGUGCACGCGUACCAUGCAAGGUGAGUCGUGGCGGGCAGCCUUCGAGCGUAAGCUCGCGAGGCGCGGUCUACAGGUAGUGAAGACCCCGACCUCUCGUACAUUCAGAGGGAUCGGCAGCCGCACGAGGAGCACCACGGCGGUCCGUUUUCCCGUGGGCAUUGGAGGAAAGUGUGGCGAGAUUCUGUCGUGUGAGGUGCCGGGCGACUGCCCGAUGCUGCUCAGCAGAGACAUGCUCACCAAGCUUGGGCUGAGCAUGCGGCUUUCCACGGAGGGCGAUGUCGCCGACUUUGUCAACAUUGGGGUCUACAACCUGAAGCUCCACCACACUAAGGUGGGCCACCCGGCGGUCAACCUCCUUGACCUGCCGAACGAGAGCUACGAGACGGCCGAGUGGGCGGCGCUGACGAUGCCCGAGGAUCACCACCUCGAGUACUACCCCGAGAAGUUCCACGUCGGCAUCACCUACGUCGAGGAGAGCUCAGUUGAGCCUCUCCCCAGCUUCCUGGACAUCGAGAUCGGCGAGACUACGGACGACGAGUGCCUCCAGACGGUCGUCGACCACGACUACGGACCGGACGUCUUCGCCGCCGAGGCGAUCGAGUGGGGCGGCAAGCGCAACCUCACCAACAAGAAGUCCAAGAAGCUCGAGCAUUCCCUGCAUGCCAUUGCCGUGCAGGAUGAGGUGGUGCAGGCCGUCGUGGAGAAGCAUCCGCCCAGGGCCCGGCUGCCCGCAGGUGCCAGGACAUGGGUCAAGCAGACCUACGAUGGCCAGAUGGGUUUGACAGUGCUCAUGGCCGCAAUGGGCCUCUCGGUCGGCGUCCCACUGGACAAGCACACGGGUUGGGACGCUACCACCAGGCUGGGCAGGCAGAGGUACGACGCGGAGAUCACCAACGAGGAGCCGUACUGCCUCGUGGUCUCGCACCCCUGCUCGCCGUGGGGCAACUGGAGCAGAUUCAACAUGGCCCGUUGCCCGGAGACCGAGAGGAAGAUCUUGGCCAAGCGCGAGGCGAACCGCCCCAUUCUCAGGCAGGUGGGCUCCUCAGUGGACAGCCGAGUGCGGAGGGGCUUCCACGUGGCGCUGGAGCACCCCCAGGGCUCCGAGGCCUUCGACCAGCCGGAGAUGUCAAGGAUUCGUUCUCUCCUGGACAAGGGCAUCCCGAGGAAGGUUACCUUCGACGGCUGCCAGGUUGGGUGCCACGAUGCUGAGUCAGGCUUGGCUCACCGCAAGCCCAUGAUGAUCAAUGCCACUAUGGACACGCUGGUCGAGGCCCUUUCCGACAAGAAGUGUAGCUGCACCCAGCACGAGCAGCUAAAGGGCCGCAACAAGUUCGGGCCGCGCACCCUGCAAGCGGCUCAGUGGCCGGAGGAGCUCAACCACAUCGUCGCCCGCAGCAUCGUACAGCAGGCCAUCGUCGACAACGCCGCGGACACCGACUGGCAGUUCCCUGCAGAGGACGGCCGCAACGGCACGCGGCUGGUCACGGAGGGGUGGUUGGGGGCGCGCUCGGAUCUGCCGGACCAGGAGGCUAUCGACAAGCCGGUGCCCCCGGAUGACGAGGCUGUCGACAAGCCGGUGCCGGACGACGAGAUGGGCGUGGGCCUGGAGCGCGGGGAGAAGCGCGGAGGCCUGUCACUUACCCAGCUGGACAGAGCCAUGCGCGAUCCGGAGCGUCUGGAUCGGGGUUCCAUCAAGAAGCCUCGUACCUUCCAGGGCUACGUGGAGGAGGAGCUCAGCGUCAUGGAGGACGCCCUCCACGAAGUGUUCCUCACCAGCGACUACAAGCCGGACCUGGCUGUCGCCUACGAGUGGCGUCGCACCGACUACGGCAUCAAGAAGUUCAUCACUACGGACAAGCGUGGCCCUCGCUGGUCCAAGGUGCUUCGCCGCAUCACCAGAGACAUCAAGACAGGCAUCGUGAUCGAUGACAUCGACGUCAGAGGUCUUGCUCUUCACGAUGCUCGCCUUCGUCGGCUUCUGCCUGGUGGCACCACCGCGGUCGAGGCCAUCUUCGUUCACGCCGACGAGGACGUGGGCACGAACGACACAGUCGAGUUCGCCUAUCUGACCAAGGGCGCGGUCCGCUCCGAGAUCAGACUUCAAGACCUCGCCCCAGAGCAGAGGAAGGAGUUCGAUCAGGCUAUGGCCAAGGAGUGGCGCAGCUGGACUGAGUUCCAGGCCGUCGAGGUGCUGAGCUUUAGCCAGGCCAAGGAGCUCCUCGACAGGGGUGCUUCCCCAGUUGGGACGCGCCGGGUCCACACGGACAAGAACGCUAAGAAGCGCAACCUCAAGCAGACCUAUGACGACAUCCCGCUCGCUGCCAAGAGUCGGCUCGUCGUGCAGGGCUGCCAGGACGCGGGCAGGCAGUGGUGGCUGCAUGUGCGCGCCAUCCUCGUGGAGCAGGGUUGGCGCGAGUCCAUCUACGAGCCCUGUAUGUUCAUGCUCAGGGACAGCAAGGGCAAGCUCAACGGCUUGCUGUGCACGCACGUCGACGACCCCUUCGUCGCGGGCGCGGGCGAGCAGUUCGAGCGCGUGAUGGAGAUCAUCAAGGACAAGAUUCGCCUUUCCUUCCAGUCCGACACGUUCAGGUACUGUGGCAAGGUCGUGGAGCAGGACAACCAGACUUUCGACAUCAAGAUCGGACAGGCCGCCACGGUCGAGGCGCUGGAGUACAUCACCCUCGAGCCGCACCGCCGGCGCAAGCCCAAUGCGCCACUCACCCCGGAGGAGAUUUCUGCCCUCCGUAGCGGUGUUGGGUCGCUUGGCUGGGUAGCACGGCAGACGCGCCCCGACCUGGCCGUCCGCGCUUCACUUGGGGCUCAGGCCAUGAGUGGCCCCAAGAUUCGUGACAUUGUUGCAGUGAAUCGUGCCAUCAAGAUGGCUAAGGGCGACGUUGAUUUCAAGCUGAUUUUUUCAUCCCGCCUGGACUGGGACAGUGCCAUUGUGUUCGGCUGCGGGGACAGCAGCCAUGGCAACAUUGACGACCUUACGCUAGGAGAGAAGGUCAAGUCGCAGUGCGGCUAUAUCAUCGGCAUGGCGUCGCCCGACCUCGAGACGGACGCCACCGCGAUCAUACAUCCACUGGAAUGGGCUAGCGCGACGAUCAAGCGAGUGGUUCGUGGAUCGCUAGCGGCUGAAUGCAACGGUUUCUUGACGACAGCUGAGAGUGCGGAGUUCCUCAAGCACGUGAUUGCCGAGAUAUCCGACCCCGGCUACUCAUCCUACCAGUUCGACCCGUUUUUCGAUGGCAAGCAUCUGCUACUGCUGACGGACGCGAAUGGCCUUGUCACCUCCCUGGAGAAGGAUGGUGGUCAGCCCGCUGACAAGCGAGUGCGGAUCCUGAUGGCCCAGAUCCGACAGCUGCUCGGCCAUGACAUGCUGAAGCAGGAGCGAGAGGGAUAUGACUGGAGGAUACGUGUCAGGUGGAUCGACACGAAGCUGAUGAUCGCGGACUCUUUGACGAAGGCCGAGGCCGAGAGGAGUUUCUUGCUAGAGCGGCUGUCUGAGGGCCGCUGGUGUUUAGCGCAGACGAAGGAGAUGCUCGCUGCUAAGGCAGCGGCAGGCGAGGCGCGCCGAGCCCGCAAGGCCCGGCCUGGCAAUGCGGAGGGGUAG
Molecule: messenger RNA, 6295 nt
Organism: Prorocentrum cordatum
Lineage: Eukaryota; Dinophyceae; Prorocentrales; Prorocentraceae
Source: the annotation of a GenBank genome assembly